This is a messenger RNA of Chara braunii, 3178 nucleotides long. NCBI's taxonomy places the organism in Eukaryota, Viridiplantae, Streptophyta, Charophyceae, Charales, Characeae. The record is from the annotation of a GenBank genome assembly.
GGAUUGCUACCAUGCUUCUUCCCUUGCUUUUGUUUGUCCCCAAGAAGGAAGGAGAGUUGCGCAUGGGUAUAGACUAUAAGGGUCUGAAUGCUAUCACAGUCAAGAAUGCUGAACCACUGCCCAUGAUAGACGAUCUCUUAGACCGGGUGCAGGGUUGCAAGUAUUUCUCAAAGAUAGAUUUGAAGUCCGGUUAUCAUCAGAUAGAAGUCCACCCUGAUGACCAGUACAAGACUGCGUUCCGGACUAGAUAUGGGCAUUAUCAGUUCAUAGUGAUGCCCUUUGGACUGACCAAUGCGCCAGUGACAUUUCAACGAUGUAUAAAUGAUCUGUUUAGGCCUUGGUUAGAUAGGUUCGUCGUAGUAUAUUUAGACGACAUCCUAGUCUUCAGUAGGACCCUCCAAGAGCACCAGGGUCAUUUGAGGCAGGUCUUGGAGAAGCUGAGAGAAGCUAACUUCAAGAUCAAUGCGAAGAAGUGCAAGUGGGCCAAGACGCAAGUCUUGUACUUGGGCCACGUGUUAGACGGAGAUGGCAUUAAGCCAGAGGACAACAAGAUCGCGACAAUUAGAGACUGGUUGACGCCCCACACAUUGACAAAGUUGCGGUCGUUUCUGGGCUUAGCUAAUUACUACAGGAAGUUCGUGAGAAACUUCUCUACUAUUGUCGCUCCCUUGCGCAGGUUGCUCAAGAAAGAGGCAAUCUGGCAAUCGGAUAAAGACUGUACCCCCGCGUUGAAGAAGUUGAAGCGCGCGUUAAUAGAGUACCCUGUCUUCAAGGUAGCAGAUCCGUCUUUCCCAUUUGUCGUCACCACGGACGCCAGUCAGUAUGGUAUAGGUGCCGUGUUACAGCAGGACGACAACAAUGGCUACAGACCCGUAGAGUUCAUGUCAGCGAGGAUGCCCUCAGAGAAGGUAGCUACCUCGACGUACGAGAGAGAACUGUACGCUCGCAGGCAUGCCUUAGAACACUGGAAGCAUUACCUGCUUGGGAGGCACUUUAAAGUGUAUUCAGACCACAAGACGCUUAGAUGGUUAAAGACACAGGCCAAAAUGACACCUAAGUUGACUAGGUGGGCCGCUGAGAUAGACCAAUAUGACCUCGAGCUCAAGCCAGUUAAGGGCAAAUACAAUGUAGUUGCGGAUGCUCUAAGUAGGAGGUCAUACUACUUUGGAGCCAUAGUUCACUCUCUGGACAUAGGGAGUGACCUGCAGGAGAAAGUUAGACAGGCACAUGCGCAGGACCCUAUCUAUAGUGACCUCCUCAAGAGAGUUAGGGAGGCCCCAGAGACUGAGCCAAAUUACUACACUAAAGAGGGUUUACUAUUUGAGAAGACUAACGUAGUAGACCGCCUAUGCGUUCCCAAUAGUGAAGAGAUCCGCAGUUUGAUCCUCGGGGAAUGCCAUGAUACAGAGGGACACUUCAGUUGGCAAAAGACUUUAGCCAAUCUGAUGCACGCGUACACAUGGCCAGGAAUGAAAAACGACUGCAUAGAGUAUGUCUGCAGUUGCAAAGUCUGUCAAAGGAACAAGACCACUACGCGUGCCCCUCUAGGUCUUCUCAGACCCUUGCCUAUUCCAGACCAGAAUGGAGAUUCAGUCUCCAUUGACUUCAUGGAUGCCGGUGUCAAGAGUAGACAAGGCAAGAGCCAAGUCAUGGUCGUAGUUGAUAGAUUUAGCAAUCAGAUGGCGACUGUUGCGCGUGGACCGCAUUUUGUCAAAGCACGUGAGACCGGUACAAGCGGCCGGUCGGCCAAUUGUGCAAGAACUGCUCGGCAUGCGGUAGAUAGCCGUGUUGCAGCGAUCCGGGGAGGGGUGAGAGACGUUCCCAACGUCUCUUCGCUUCGCUUCUCUUGUGAAGGAAGAGGGAGGGUGAAGGUUGCGGCCCUCGGUAUCGUCGGGUACAGCAACCUAGAUUGCUGUUGUCCGUAUACCUCUUGUUUUUUAUCCCAUGGCGAAGUAUCGCGAUCGACGCUAUCGUUCAGCGGGCUGGUGCAUAAAGGACUGUGCAGCGGAGGACGCAGGAGGCCGAAGAAGAAGAAGACGAAAAGCAGAUCUAGCGAUCGUGGUGGUCUGCCUGGAGGAGCAAACAACAAUUUUGUACGUCAAGUUGGCCGGCUGAUUGACACUUCCUGUUCGCAUGUCGUCGGGCAAGAUGGGCUCUGCCAGGGGUGGAAAGGUUGCGGCGCAUUUUCGAUAUCCGAGGAGAGCAAAGCCGCGCUCGCGAAAGUUAUGAAAGUACUCUACAGCUUGAGUGGAAAUGCAGGGACGUUCCUCCAGGGACGCGGGCUGGGUGGCUUGACACGUGGCAUGCGAUGUGGCCGUCGAUCAUCCUAUCGUUCGUUGGGCGGCUCAACAAUAAACAGGGGACCUGUACCUGUCUGGCUGGUGAAUGCGCAGAGGAGGAGGGAAGCAGCGGGGCAUGGAGGUGUUUCUCCAAGGACGGAGAUCGGGGGUGGUGAGCAGGGCGAAGACCGAAGUUGGCGGGGCGAAGGCCGAAGUUGGCGCAGCGGAACGUGUGCGGCAUUUUCGGGCGGCAUGCUCUAUCGUCCCCCGCGCAUAGUGGCGGUGCCCCGCGCGAUGGCGCUGGCAGAGUGGGUACAGACGUCCGGGCUGUGGCACGAUCCCUUGUUGCGGGAUAGCCUCGUCGCAGUUGGCGCCGGCGUGGGAGCGACUAUGGUGAUAAGGUUUUUCGACACUCUGGUCUUGAAAGGGGUGAUCGAGCAGCGCGGCCGGAAGCGCUGCGCCCCGCCCGCGCAGUCUGACCGAGCAGCGGGGAGCGGCGACUUGCGGCGGAGCAGUGCGAUGGUGAACCGAGCAGCGGCGGGCGGCGAUUUGCAGCGGAGCAGCGCGAUGGUGAAUCAAGCGGCGCUGGAUGGCAACAAGCGGCGGUGCGAAGCGUUGCUGGGGGGAGUGGAUUCGGGGUGGUGUGAGGUGGUGGUGGAGAAGUUUUGGGAUGAAGGGAUGAUGAUGGGAAGGACGAUAAGGGUGAUGCAUCGUGCGUAGAGGAUGAGGAUACUACGAAGAGGCUGCUUGUGAAGGGCUGCGAAGGGUAUGGGCUGCCAGUAUAAUCAUCAGAGCUACGAAGGGCGGGGUGUCAUUUUUAACGAAAGAGGUGACUUUAGGUUUUCAAUUCUAAUUUGAUCCAAGAUCUGCGGACUCAUGAAUGAAUUCAAAAUUUUCUG